GUGCUCGCGCAGCUCCCAUUGAUUAAGCCGCUGUGGAGCGGGCACGCGGAUCUUCAGCUGGAGAGAGUCAUAUCAAGAAGAAGAAGUGGAAAGUGUGGAUCCGCCGCGACCAACAUGGAGCGCAGUGAGGGAGCACAACGAGGAGGCGGCGCUGCUCUUCUCCGCGUUUAAAUUCAGCGGUGACUCCGAGGCUUUGGUGAAGCUGCGGAGAUAAGGAGCCCCUCGCAGUUAUCACGGGACAUUUGCGCGACAAUGGCAACCCCCCAGCAUUGAGAAGCCUCAAAACAGCCAGCCUCCCUUUUGUUUCAACCAUGGACUCCUCCGGGAAUUUCACCUCAGCUAUGGAUGGGCCUGUGGACCCCAGAGGCUUCUGCGGUCGUUUGGAUCUCAGUGGCCUCUACCAACUGGGCCGGACGCUGGGCAGGGGCCACUUUGCUGUUGUGAAACUGGGCCGUCAUGUCAACACAGGGCAACUGGUGGCUGUAAAGAUGAUUGACAAGACCAAACUGGAUGUCAUGGCAACAAGUCACCUCUUACAGGAAGUCAGGUGCAUGAGGCUGGUGCAGCAUCCCAACGUGGUUUGCCUCUAUGAGGUCAUCGACACUCCCACCACGCUCUACCUAGUCAUGGAGCUGGCUGAGGGUGGCGACCUUUACGAUUACAUCCUGCGCCAUGAUGGAGGCGUUGCGGAGGGCACCGCCAAGCGUCACUUUGCCCAGAUUGUCCGCGCGGUGUCGUACUGCCACCAGCUGCACGUGGUGCACCGGGACCUGAAACCAGAAAACGUGGUGUUCUUCCCCCAGCAGGGUGCCGUGAAGCUGACAGACUUUGGCUUCAGCAAUUUAUUCCAGCCUGGGAUGAUGUUGGCUACCAGCUGUGGAUCACUGGCUUAUUCUGCUCCAGAAAUCCUGCUGGGAGAGGAGUAUGACGCUCCAGCUGUGGAUAUCUGGUCUCUUGGGGUGAUCCUGUACAUGCUGGUGUGUGGAGUCCCUCCCUUCCAGGAAACCAACGACAGCGAGACCCUGGUCAUGAUUCUGGACUGUCGCUACUCUGUCCCCGAACACGUUUCAGACAACUGCAGAGAUUUGAUCUCCAGGAUGCUGCAGAAGGAUCCGUGUCGCCGUGCGUCUCUCGGCGAGAUCGAGGCUCACCAGUGGCUGCAGGGCCUGGAUGACGCCCUCCUCAGUCCUGAGGCGCCACCACACUGGGUCACAGGGGCCAUCUCUGCCACAUCUUCCUCUCUGUGUGCCCCAGAGAGCGGGGAUCUGCUUGCUAUGAAGUCCUCGACUCAGCAGGCGUUUCCUGGGACGUGGCAGCCCAGCCUCGGCUUCAGCCUCCGUCCUGCUCCCUUUGAAGAGCCUCCUGUAGUCAAGAACGUCCCUGCACUACAGCAGAUCUUUGAGGAGGACGAGGAGGAGGAGGAGGAAAAGGAAGAGGAGGAAGACAAAGAAGAACAAGAGGGACCGAGAGAACCAGAAGGGGAGCUUGAGGAGAUCUUGGAGUGCAUGGAAGAGGUGGAAGAUUUAGGAUAUACAGAGAAGGAGGAGGAAAAGGCAGAGGAAAUGCAAAGAGGAAAUGAAGACAGCGGGUGUGUUAUUUUGGAUCAGCCAGUCAGUCAUCGGGAUGACACGCUCAGUCAAACCUCUGAAGUCACUCAGUCCUCGCCAGCUUUCAGGGUGUCUUGUCAGCUGAACAUCUCAAACAGGAAAGAGAGACAGGAUGAAGAGAUGGAACCAAACAACAACACCGGCAAACCGCCUCCGCUCCUCCCAACACCUGAAUCCUGUCAGUCCUGCAUCUCUGCGUCCUCCGCCAGCCUGAGGGAGAAAACAGAAAGGGAGGAAGAACAAAACGAAAAGAACGAGUCCACAGAAAAGUCUCGAGCCCAAAAUACACAAGGAACCCGGGACGAGUCGGGACCAAGGGCAGAGCAGGGGAAACGACAUAGCAUCAAGCUCCGAGACAGACUCUUCCAGUUCCCUCUGUGCGAGAAAGCUCUGGCCUUCAACAUACCCACACAAAACAAACCCAAGAUCCUGCCGCUGGCUCAGUACAACUGCUGCCACGUGCUGUAGCGAAUAUUGGCUUCAGAGCUGCUCUCUCUCCGGACGCACGGGCUGCUUAGCAGUCGGCAGGUGGUUGAAGCCUGAACAGAGACUUUGUAAAGUGGCACGCAGCUGAACUCUCUGCCGAGGCAAUGAGCAAAACAUCCCUCAGCAUACAAACAUGCCUGUACAGCUUCACAAACACCCACUCCCAACAGUGUGCUCAUGUAAGAAACAUUAUUUUAGUGAGAGUCACCAGUGAAAUGUACCAAGGACCCAAUUUCCAUUUGCUGCUGUGUACAGGAGCGCCCGCAGAAUAAGGAAAAUACAGUUUUUGAUUUGUAGCUUUGAGACAAAACUUUUCCAACAUGAAGGAGUCAGUAAGUGAAAGAUAAGGGCAAGAUUUAUUUUAUUACAUGAGCUUGAGAUCAUUUUGAUUGCUUGAAGGUGCCUGUGAAGAUUAAACGGAUUCAUAAUGCAGCCCAUGUUUCAUUCAGUCCUGACAGUCAGUCUGGAGCAGAUCCACUGUGCUGCAUAUUGUUUGUCAACAAGAAUACAUCAUCAGCCACCUGCCAGUUGUCUUCUCAGAUAUAUUUUAGUCUAAAUGAUAUCGAAAAACAAAAUGAAGACAUUUUUAUUUUACUACAGAAAAAACCUUUGAUACUUUUUCUUUCUUUCUGUAAUUGGGUGUAACAUAUUUGCAGUUGAUCUGUUUUUAAGACAGAAACCCAUCAAAUGUGUUUCUUUAGUUCAUUUUUUCUCAUAGUCUAAUAACAUCUUAGAAUGGAUGUUAACACAGAGACAUUUUAGUUUUCUUCACUUUUAGUUUGCUGUGGAUCCAUAGAAGAAUAUGUGAUGUUCCUGCAGGAAGAGGUUUUAACAACUGAAGUCAUAUACAACAAGUUUAUGAUGUCUUGGAAACAGCAAGGACGUAGCAACAGCUUAAAGCUAGCUAUGACUUUUCUGCUCCAGUCUCCACAAGGUGUGGCCGCCUUAAUCCCAGAGAAGUAGGUACUUUAGGUUUUUUGAUUUUUUUCAGAAAGUCUGUUUGUACUCCAACUCUGUUUAAAGAUGGAUUGUUGUGGUCUUAAUUUAGAAGUCACUGGUUCUAUAUCUGUCAUGCUGCAUUCACUGCAUUCACGAAUGUGUUGCACAUAAAUAAUUAGAUAACACUUAUUGCACUCCAGGCAGUUCUUUGCAACGUGCAGUAAUAUUGCACUAGUGAUACAUUUAUUUAUUGUACAGCCCCAGGGUGUAAUUAUUUUUUUCCCACAGCUUUUCCUCUUUGACUUCGUCCUUGUGUUAUGAAUAUUGGCGUGCAUUUAAUCUGUUGUUUUUUUACACCUAAAUUUAGUUUUAAAACAAUUUAAAACCUGAUAGAAACCAAAUACUUUAUUAUGCCCUGAUACUGUAGACUUUUAAAAGGAUGUGCUUUCUUUUUCUCAGGACUGCACUAUCCCUCUGUUGAGUUUUGGGUCUGCCCAAGGGUCAUCUUCCAGGGGCAAUAUUUUAGAUGAAAGCUUUUGCUCUUAUCUCCUUUCUAUAAUGUUGACAGACUUGGAUCAGCGAUAUGUAUUUUACACCCAAAUACAUGAAAAAAAGUGUUAAAUGUCAGGAUUGUUCUUGAUGAUUGGUAGGAAUAAAUGAGGGUGAAUUAUCUGGUAGGCGUGCUUUAAAAGUAACCAAUAAAGGAAAACUAAUUGCAGGGUUGGCGUGACUUUAAGAUGGACUGAAUGUCAACUGUCCUCCCGUCACCGUGCAUCUGCACAUGUUGUUUGUUACACUGGUUUCAAAGCUCUUAAUAUAAGCUCGUUUAAUAAAGACUGUUAUAUGACACUGUAUAUUACACGCCUGAGACUAGGGGAAACGUGAUCGGCUGCUCUCUUAUGUCCACAGUCUUAUUAACUUAAUAGCUUGUUCUGUAUAAAAGUGUUUAUGGACUCAUUAACAGGGAUGCAGGUCUCCUGUGCUUUUUGUUUUGAAAAUAUUUCCAUAAUUUUUCUUAUCUUACUGAUAUGAUUUUAUAACCUGACAAAGAUAUUAAUUGUCUGAACAGACGUGUGACUUUGCAUGUUGCUUCAGAUAUUUAUCACAAUAUACCUGCAGGUGUCUUGGGUCUGACAGAAAAGCCAUUGUUCUUGUUUAACUGUUAAUAAUAACCCACUGAAUGAUGAAUUGCACACAGUACGAACACUGUAGCCGGUAGCUUUCUGCAAGCAGUAUCUGGGGACUGGUGUAGAUUCAGGCCAUCACACAAUGACUUUUUACUCUGUAGCUGAAGAGUCCCUUUGUGUAGUAUUAUUUUACCAUAGACCUGCCCUGUUUGUGCAAUAUUUUUCCACUGUUAUGAAGAGAAACAGAAUCCACUCAAUGAACAACAUCCAGUGACUGUCACUGACGUGAUUGUUUGCUCCCGGCCUAAAAAAAGAGGAGCGCUCAUCACGUGAAAAUCCUAUUAUGACUCAUAUCUCAUCAGCCGUAAAAGCUUAAAACCCAUGCAAACGAGGGAUAAAAUUAUUUGUUCUUGCGUCCUGUCUCUCUUUAAUGUCUGCUGACCUGCAUUUUAACCUGGAUUGUGAACCUAUUUUUCUCUAUUUAUUUAUUAAAAAGGAUUAAAGCAACAUGA
Girardinichthys multiradiatus is the source of this 4671-nucleotide messenger RNA. It is a transcript of the gene snrkb, whose product is annotated as SNF related kinase b. The transcript is spliced from 5 exons. Bases 312 to 2075 code for a protein of 587 amino acids. Gene Ontology annotation, biological process: protein phosphorylation; microtubule cytoskeleton organization; intracellular signal transduction. The record is from RefSeq and is a predicted model, not a curated record. Gene Ontology annotation, molecular function: ATP binding; protein serine/threonine kinase activity; tau-protein kinase activity. Gene Ontology annotation, cellular component: cytoplasm. NCBI's taxonomy places the organism in Eukaryota, Metazoa, Chordata, Actinopteri, Cyprinodontiformes, Goodeidae.